Molecule: messenger RNA, 6732 nt
Organism: Alligator mississippiensis (American alligator)
Lineage: Eukaryota; Metazoa; Chordata; Crocodylia; Alligatoridae
Gene: UNC119
Product: unc-119 lipid binding chaperone
Exons: 5
Coding region: 59-748 (229 amino acids)
Biological process (GO): visual perception; negative regulation of caveolin-mediated endocytosis; lipoprotein transport
Cellular component (GO): spindle midzone; centrosome; intercellular bridge
Molecular function (GO): lipid binding
Source: RefSeq, a predicted model, not a curated record
GCGGCCGGAGCCGGGGCGCGGGGGAUUUGCGGGCAAAGGCGCUUAGUGCGCGCGGGGGAUGAGCGAGCCCGCCCUCCGCGCCGACACGGGCUGCGGCAGGGAGCGGGGCGGCGGGGCCGGGGCCAUGAAGGUGAAGCGGAGCAGCGGGGCCGGGGCGGCGGCGCCCGCCUGCACCGAGGACGAGCUGCUGCGCAAGGCGCUCAUCGGCCCCGAGGACGUGCUGGGGCUGCAGAAGGUCACCACGGAUUAUCUGUGCACCCCGGAGGAAAACGUGUACAAGAUCGACUUCACCAGGUUCAAAAUCCGGGACAUGGAGUCGGGCACGGUGCUGUUCGAGAUCACCAAGCCGCCUGCGUCCGAACGUGAGCACAGCGAUAAGAAGGAUGUUGACCCCAAUGCCGGCCGGUUCGUGCGCUAUCAGUUCACCCCAGCUUUCCUUAGACUUCGGCAAGUUGGAGCUACGGUGGAGUUCACAGUAGGGGACAAGCCCAUUAACAACUUCCGCAUGAUCGAGAGGCACUACUUCCGGGACCAGCUGCUCAAGAGCUUUGAUUUUGAGUUUGGGUUCUGUAUCCCCAGCAGUAAAAACACCUGUGAGCACAUCUACGAAUUCCCACAGCUCUCAGAGGAUCUCAUUCGAGAGAUGAUCCUUCACCCCUACGAGACGCAGUCGGACAGUUUCUAUUUUGUAGACAACAAGCUGGUGAUGCACAACAAGGCGGAUUAUUCGUACAGCGGAGGGCCGUAAGCGUGCGGUGGGGAGCAGAGCUGCGCUGGCCUUCCCUUUCCUGUAGAAAUUGUCAGGGAUUCCAACACCUUCCUCCAGGUCGCCGAGCAAGGAUUCAGGAACCAAGGAUGCUUUGCUAUAGUAGGAGUUUCAGGACUAAAUUUGCUGAAGUCUUUCCUCUUCUCUGAGCUUUGAAGCAGAACCCGGUUCUUCAACGACUCUCCAUUCAGCGUGACACCAGAGUGAUCCCUGGUCACCAGUGUCUGGGGCUCUCGGUCGCUCCGUGUAACGAUGGCCCUAUGGCGCGUAGUUGAUCCCAGUCUGCGAGUUCCUUGCCAAGACUCUGCAGAUCCCCGGCCUCAUUGUUAAGCCUCUCUUAGCACGUGAUUGCUCUUGCAGGAAUGCAGUGUGGGGGAGCCUACGAAGGGGCAGGAGUCCAACGCGCGUGCCGAGACGCACGUCGCUGUCUGGUUCUGCUCAGGAAUUCCCCGAGGGCGCAGUCGUACGGCCAGUUGCAUUUGCACGUCCAGCUAGAGAUGUCUCGCUGUCAUCCCAGGAAAGAAAACAUACCUGUGACAUUAGAAAGGCCAUCUCUACAAACAUAGUUCAGCAAAUGUUCCCCUCUCUCUGGGGGACGUGUCCUGCUAGAUAGCUUCAAAACAAGAGACCUCGCAUUGGAGGAUAGCGAUCCGAUGAAAGGCUCUUUUUUUUAACCGAAUACUGCCCUUUUCUUCCGCUUCUGUUAGAAGCGUGGCGUUGUCCUUUCAUUUCACUUUGCAGAGUAACCGGGUUAAGAAGUUGAUGCUUUUUAGUUCUGUUUAGCUUUACCAGGCAGCUAAUACUGAGCCAGUCCCUGGGCUAGGCUUUUCUUGCCCACGUCAAGAAACUCCUUCCUUCUCCGGCGAGUACAGUGGUAGGCACAUCUGUGUGGGUCGUCAGGAAAGAGGUUUUAUUUCUCCAGGGUCAUUGGAGUGAGUGGACUCUCCGGUUUCCUUGUUGUGUAUAAACGUAAAGGAGUUUGUGAUCCUGCGUGCUUUCCUCUUUCUGCCAAAAAGAAAAACAAAAAAAGAAUAAAAAUCCUUUGCACCAGACCUGCUCCAUCCCAUAGAGACGACGAGUUGCACAACGUGGGGCUGGGUGGCUGCACUGUGGCUAGCGCUGUGUCUUCACUGCUGGUGCCCCGUAAGGAAUUAAAGGAUCAUUUUUGCACAGCAUUAUUACACGGCCUUUUGGAGAAGGGGGGCAGGGAGAUGCAAACCUCAACCAAUACCCUAGAAUAGCUGAAAAUCACUGAAACAGUGUCACGUGGAAAGAUGUUCUUGUCCUUUUCUUCGGCCCUUUUGUCUGCUACCGACUUGUGGUCAUGAAACCCUUACUCAAAAGCUCAGUUCCCUGGUGUCAGAAAAAUGCAGCUGAAGCUUGUAGAUAUUUCCUGUAACUACUUGGUGUCUCCACGUCUGUGAGGUCAACGGAAGGCCCCGCUAGCCUGAGACGGGUGUGAUUGUCCUCGUUUCGAUAAAAGUCUGUUUCCUGUUGUGAAUUAACACCUUUCCCAUCGCAGCCUAAUUCAAACAGGAAAACUAAAGGCCCUUCUCAGUGCCGUGCGAACAGGGAGGCUUUGUCUGAACCGCGCGUGCUGUCUCGGAGCCGGUGAUGAGAUUAAGUGUGGUUGUUUGUCCUUGGCUGGUUUGUUUUUCACUUUUGACAAAUAAUCCUGUUUUUUAAGGAUACUGUAGCAGGUUAGGAUGCAGCACAGCAUUUUUUUUAAUUAUUAAAAAGCUUAACUGUAGGCCAAAGCAUGCAUGGAUCGUUCACUGAUUUAACAAACUACUACCUUGCAGGAUGAGGCCCAUAGUUAUCGCAAGCUUUUGUCUCUACUCUGUCUAGCCAUAAAAUCAGCUGGCGUCAGCUUAUGACGGUUUCAAGGAGCUUUCCUAGUUAUUUCUGUAAUGUUCUAGUGAUUAUUAGUCGAUCGUUUGGCAGCACAGUGAUUCAGCGCAAGGUGAAAACCAGUUUACAAAAAGUCUCUUGGACAGGUUAAAAUCUUUCUCUUGCAUCAAGACUGUUAGACUGUGUCACGCCGAGAAGUUUCCAAAACUCCUGGAAAUACUGAAGACUUUAAUGUCGCUCUUCAAAUAUUAAUACGUAAGGAAGUACGUUAAUUGAUUUGGAGGCAGUGGAGAGUACAGUCGGCAUCAGUCGACAGCACUUUCCAUUGUAUUAAUAUCUUCCGCCCCCCAGCUGUUGUCAUGAACCUCUUCUGCGCUUGAUCGCUAUAGCGGGGGCACGCAGCGAGUCUGCCAGACACCUACGUUUCCAGCAGCAGGCAGUUAAAAUGUCACCAUCUCUGCCCACGUUGCAAAAGUGAGAGUUAUGCCGUCUUUGUGCAGCUGUCUCCAGGGAGGGGCUGUUGGCAAGGAUCCUCUUUGAAUCUGAACGCGGCAACAAGGCAGUGUGGGGGGACCCCACUGAAGUCCCUGGCCCCCUGCUCCUUACGGUUAGUUGUCAACCUUAUUUUUUUUGGCUAAUUUUAAAAAUGCUCCCCCUCCAUGCUUUUUUUUCCCCUUUCACCUAUGUCCUGUAAAAGUGGAAGUGACUUAGUACGGUAGUUUGUGAGCUUGUCUGCCUUCAUCACACUGUCAGGGCAAGACCUGGAGAACGGGUCCUCUCUCCAGCAAGUUGCAGAAUGGAUGUCUUGGUGCAGUGCCUCGUAUUGCAAGGGGGACUUCAGCACGAAGGAGAAUGAAAUAUUAAUGAGAUGAUUCAGGGACUAUUUGAGUAAACUGUGAUUAUGACCUAUAUUCAGGGCAUUGUGUUUUCAAGCUAGCAAACCAUCUGAAUGUGAUCUGUAUAGAAGUGCUUACUAGCCAGUUUGCCCAGCCCUACAAACCAAAAUGCUGUAAACCUUUAUAGAGACUGGGGGCGGGGGGGUUUCUCAGCCACUUAAUGGAGUAAAGUAUUGAAUUUAUAUCUUUUGGCUUUGGUUUUUGGUUUUUUUUUUUAUAUUCUUUCCAAAAAAAAAAAAAAAAAGAAGAAAAAGAAAAAAAGAGCCUCCACUGCUGAGAUAACAAGAACGCCUGAUGCUUUAUGAACUCUAAACCAGCAUGUAGGAGUGUAAGAGAGAGCAUUUUCCAUUCCUGUGUACUGUUGUUUUAACUGGUUAAAACUCGUAUUUACUGAGAGCUGUAGACUGUUAAAAGCUUUUAAAAUAACCUAAGCCUAGUACAGAAGUCAAUGGCCUUGGACAACAGGCAUGUUCCACUUCUCUUUCUGCUGCUCACGCAGAAAAAUAGUGCAUAAUAUUGAAACAAAGAGUGCAUCAAGCUGUACACAACAAGAGGAUUUUAUAUCAUAGUUUUAGUGCCCUAUAUUGAAAAAUACUUUGGUUUAUAGCCCCUAGAAAGUUCUUUGUUAGUCUCCUGCUGACUAGUAUCCCAGAUUCAAAUAGUAGUCCAUACUGGGUUUGCGCUGGCAUUGCGAAUCCCAGCUUUCCAGGUGGACGGUGCAUUCAGCUCUACUCCCAGAGUCACCAGAUAGUGAUACUACACCUUAAAGUAGUGUCAUUAAUGACCCUCCUGGCCUUUCCCCAAUGCCCACCUUUGACUUGCAAAACGAGUUGGAUAGCCACUGUAUCGGGAGGUUAAUGCUAUCUCAGAGUCAGCUUUCCAACAGCAUAAAUUAUCUAAAUUUAUUGAUUUCUGGUGAACACGGGCUGUUAAAAGUCAAAUGAAAGAAAAUCAAAGCCAGAUAAAUCAGGAACAAUCGUAUUCAAGACGACCGUCUUUUAGGGAUUCUCUUACUUAUUUUUAACAUGUUAACUUUGCGAAACUUUUUGGUACUUUCCUGGAGCAUGACUUAAUAUUUUAUGUCCACUGUGGUUGUCUUAAGUGAAGUUUUGGACUCUGAAUCCCUGUGUUGCUGAUAAUGAAAUACCUCCUUGAAUGAGGAAACCCAAAUUCUGACUCUGUGAUAUCAUUCUGACCGGACAAGGCGAUUGACUCUCUCUUUUCUAAGUCUUUCAGCUUAAGUUCCUUGGAACUAUGUUUUUUAAUUGAAGGAACCGGGCAAAUAUUUAACCCUGUACUGUGCGGUCCCAUGUUUCAUAACCUAUGGACUACAGAACAGAGUAAAUCCUUUUGAGACGGAAAUACUUCUAAGCCCCGACCUUGUCUCGGUGACCCAAGAGAAGAACCUUCCUGUCGACGUGUCCUUUAUUCGGCAAGGGAACGGAUUGUGCGUUAGUCGAAUCUUCCAUUAUCACUGGCUCAGAAGGACUCGGGGUCUUCUUUAAAUGUUGGAAGUCUCCUCCUGUCAGGUUCAAAAACAGGGUCGCAAUCUCUCUUUCCCAGGAGCACAUCACUAACGGGGCUGGCUUCUCUAUCAGACCUUUGGGCCACAUGUUUUUGCCACUCCUGUAUACAUGUUUUUGAUAACUAUAACCUAGAAGAGUUGGCUACAAUUCUUCAUUGCGAUGCAAACUGUAUAUUUACAUGGAUACUGCCUGGAUAUUAGCUGUAUACUGGAACUUAACCGUGGUGUACUGAGCUGUGACACAAGUCCAGUUUUUAUGACUUAGAUGUAGCCACUGACCACUUUCCAGAGUCCGAUGCAGCCUUUGGUCGAGUAAACUUAGACCCCCUGCUGUUACAAAACUCGAGUGAGGCGCGUGGCUGGGUUUCUAUGAAACUAGUCUUUAAAUUAACCAUUGGGGGUGGGAAUGGGCUUAACUGAACAACACUUACUUAGCUACGAUAAUACCAAUGAUAGUGGAUGUCAUGCCUCCUACAUAUUGCAAUACUGACCCUGCAAACAUUAAGUUGUCGGAUGGUUUCAGUCCACCAGGUCUGACCGCCUGCCGGGUUCCCAGCACCGGUGCUAGCCUAGGAAGAAGUGGGAUGGAUGCGACCGCGUGUAAACCGGGGCUCAGAACUGUUACCUUGGGUUAGGGACUCUGAGGUCCUGAUAGCUUUAAAGUAUUCUUUGUUACGUGAAGAAAAGAUUGCAAUCCUUUGUAGCGUCUUCGUGUCUCGAACGCAAGGACUGGUCGAGUUCACACGACUGUUUUCAUGUUCCUUGGAUUCAUACUGAAGCUUCUCUGAUAGCUCCCUACACAUCCCUAAACAUGCAAUAUUUGGGGGACUUGACGUGAGAAGCGGCGCGUGGGCGCCGGCUGGGUGGUCCUGGGGUCACGGCACAGUCUCUGAGCAGGUGAGCUUGCGUGCGCUCAUCCCUCCAUUCGCCUCCCUAGAAGCACUGUGCUAAUGCCUACUGUGAUGUCUGCUCUUCCCUUAAUGCUACACCAAGGAUACCUGUCUGAAUGUGACAGUCUGACUUCUUUUGCAUAGAAUUACCUUGGAUUGUCUGUAUUAAAAAUAUGUAUUUAUAAAAUUAAAAAAAAAAUCUAUUUUUGGUGGAAGGAAACUAGGAAUCUAAGCAUAUUUCCAGGGGGAUGAUAUUAGUAACAUUUUUAUCAAAUUCAUUUUAUAAAUCUUUGUAUCUUGUAGUGACCGGACCCACUUCUCAUUAGUGCAUUCAGUGUAGCUGGCUUGGUGACAACGCAAAGCAUUGUCAUGCAGGAGACCUGGGAUUUGGGGGAAUUAGGAUCUUGGUUUUUUCUUUCUGGGCCAGGAAACGGAGCAGUUGCUGGAGAAACAGAGCCCUUGGCAGGCAGUUUCUAGUUUGCUUCACUUGUUUGUAGAUGCUGAAGUAGGAGCGCAAAGACCGAGAGUGCAGGAGAAAGCAAAGUAGAUUGGCUUAGCGUCUCCCUACAGGGACCGUGCGAAGCCAGUACACGCGCGCAGUACAAAGUGAGCGCACUUGCUUCCAGCUCACUAAUAUUGCCAGUCAAGUCCUACGACUCCCCAGGCUAAAGAAUACGCUCAAACAUUUCCAUUAUUUUGGACAAGGGUUUAAACAUCUGUAACUUCCAUUAGCAAGUGUUUCUCCUCCUGUAACACGUUGCAAAAUGUAAAUAAAGAAAUAAAAGUAAAUUAUUGAUCCUAUAA